AGGGUUCACUCCAGAGUCAUAUAACUUGGUCCGGGACACAUGCUAACUGUUAGCAUGUUUAGGUCAGCAUGCUAGAAUGUAAACAUUAGCAUGCUAAUUUUUAUAGCUAAUUUUAGACUUUGUUUUCUCCAAUUCCGCAGCCAUACACCUUACAGUCAUAUAACUUUGUAUGUGAAACAUGUUAACUGUUAGCAUAUUUAUGUUAGCAUGCUAUCAUUAAAGUGCUAACUUUUUAAACUUAUUUUGCUACCAUUUACCCUAGAGUCAUAACUUGGUAUACUAACAUGCUAUCUUUAAACAAUGUGCUAUAAUUAGACAGCCAUACACCUUACAGUCAUAUAUUUGGUAAAAUCGGGUGCUGUUGAGUAUCUGUAUUCAUUCCCAGAUAUAGGGACUUUUUUUGCCGUGUUAAAUCAAAUACUGUACGGUGUUUUUUUAUUUUUUUAUUCCAUCAGGCAGUUCUGAUGAGAGCCAUGUUGGGGGCUGUCUCGACAUUUUUUUGUAAUGGAGCCUGUGGAUCCCAUCAGAAUAACGAGGAGGCAAUCCCAGCAUCGCUAAGAGACGCCACCGCCCUGUCAUAGCUCGUGUGAAUCAACAGGUGGCGGUGUGGCCUUCCUCCCAUCGCGUCAGCGCUGGCUUGGGACCGCCAUCCACUCGCCGCUCUCCUCGCACUCCCUCGCUGACGCCUCGCUCGAGCGGUCACAGCUGGCCAUUAUUUCCGCGGGAGCAUGGCAAAGUAGACCUAAUCCUCCACGAGCAAAGACCAUCCUUUGGCAAAUGGAUGCAGCAAAUAAGACGUCGGAAGAUGUCAUCUCCAUGGCGGACUCUUCCUUCACACUGGAGGACAUUGAAGGGGAGCUCCUCAAAAUCGAGAGGAUACGAAACAUCCUGGUGCGCAGAGAAUCCGAGCUGAGAUACAUGAUAGAUGACAUGGAAAUGUGUGAGGAAAUUACCAGACUGAAGCGAGAGCUGCUAGGACUGGUCUCCAUUCCAGACGGAGACAAGUCCAAGGAGGACGGCGAGAGGGAGGAGGAGCUUCUGAGGCAGAUCAACAAACUGGUGGAGACCCGAGACUUCCUGGUGGAUGAUGUGGACUUUGAGAGGCUCAGAGAAAGAGAAGAAGAUCUAGAAAUGGCCACCUUCUUGGAGUCCAAAUAUCCAAAGACUCCAGGAACAAAAGGUGUUCUGCAGGAUCAGAAGGCAGUUCCCAAAUCUCCUCAUUCGUCGCCUCCGCUGAUCACCAAGACUGGACUCACACUCCUGAAGGACUGCUGUGGUGUCACAUGCUCUGUCAUGUGACAUGUCAAUCAACACGCUCUGUCAUGU
Molecule: messenger RNA, 1326 nt
Organism: Nerophis lumbriciformis (worm pipefish)
Lineage: Eukaryota; Metazoa; Chordata; Actinopteri; Syngnathiformes; Syngnathidae
Product: bMERB domain-containing protein 1-like
Source: RefSeq, a predicted model, not a curated record